GGCGGCGGCACUGACGGGACCGGGCGGCGGCUCCCCGGCCUGACCCCGCUCCCCCGCCAGGCCUGGGCGCGAGUGGGAGGCGGCGGCGAAGAAAGAGCGAGCAUGGCCGAGACCCCGCCGCCGCCCGCGGCUGGGGCUGAAAGUUGCAGCGAGGAGCCGGCGAGGGGCGGGGAGCUGCCGCCCGAGGAGCCGCGCCACGCUGCCGCCGGGGUCACGGGGCGAGAGGACGAGGCGCGGCCGCAGCCGGCCUCCCCCGCGGGGCAGUCGGAGCCCGACUCGCCGGUGUCCGCCCCCUUCUUCUUGCUCUACCCGGGCGAUGGAGGCGCCGGCUUCGCAGCGCGCCCGCCGCCGCCGCAGCAGCGCUCCUGGAGGACCCCGCCGUCGCCGGGCUCUCCGCUGCCCUUCCUGCUGCUGAGCUACCCGGGCGGCGGCGGCGGCGGCGGCAAGCAGCAUCCUAACUAUCUCAUGGCUAACGAACGCAUGAACCUGAUGAACAUGGCCAAGCUGAGUAUUAAGGGCUUGAUUGAAUCAGCUCUGAACCUGGGGAGGACCUUGGACUCUGACUAUGCACCUCUCCAGCAAUUCUUCGUGGUGAUGGAGCACUGUCUGAAACACGGCUUAAAAGCUAAGAAGACUUUUCUUGGACAAAAUAAGUCCUUCUGGGGGCCACUAGAACUGGUAGAAAAGCUUGUUCCAGAAGCUGCAGAGAUAACAGCAAGUGUUAAAGAUCUUCCGGGACUUAAGACACCAGUAGGCAGAGGAAGAGCCUGGCUUCGUUUGGCAUUAAUGCAAAAGAAACUCUCAGAAUAUAUGAAAGCUUUGAUCAAUAAGAAAGAACUUCUCAGUGAAUUCUAUGAACCCAAUGCUCUCAUGAUGGAAGAAGAAGGAGCCAUAAUUGCUGGACUGUUGGUGGGUCUGAAUGUCAUUGAUGCCAAUUUCUGUAUGAAAGGAGAAGAUCUGGACUCUCAGGUUGGAGUUAUAGAUUUUUCAAUGUAUCUCAAGGAUGGGAACAGCAGCAAAGGUAGUGAAGGAGAUGGUCAGAUUACUGCAAUUCUGGACCAGAAGAACUAUGUAGAGGAACUCAACAGACACCUGAAUGCUACUGUAAAUAACCUCCAGGCAAAAGUAGAUGCAUUAGAAAAAUCCAACACUAAACUGACAGAAGAGCUUGCAGUUGCAAACAACAGGAUUAUUACCUUGCAAGAAGAAAUGGAACGAGUUAAAGAGGAAAGUUCCUACAUACUGGAAUCCAAUCGGAAGGGUCCUAAGCAAGACAGAACUUCAGAAGGGCAAGCACUAAGUGAAGCAAGAAAGCAUUUGAAGGAGGAGACGCAAUUACGAUUGGACGUUGAGAAGGAACUGGAGAUCCAGAUCAGCAUGCGGCAGGAGAUGGAGCUGGCCAUGAAGAUGCUGGAGAAGGACGUGUGUGAGAAGCAGGACGCCCUGGUGUCCCUUCGGCAGCAGCUGGAUGACCUCAGGGCUCUCAAGCACGAACUCGCCUUCAAGCUGCAGAGUUCAGACUUAGGCGUAAAACAGAAAAGUGAACUAAACAGUCGCUUGGAAGAGAAGACUAAUCAGAUGGCUGCUACCAUCAAGCAACUGGAGCAAAGAUUGCGCCAGGCUGAGCGAGGCCGCCAGUCUGCCGAGUUGGACAACCGGCUCUUCAAACAGGAUUUCGGAGACAAGAUCAACAGUCUGCAGCUGGAGGUGGAGGAGCUCACCAGGCAGCGGACAGGAAAGAAAGAAGAUUUCAAAACAACAGACAUCCCAGGAGGUUCUCAGAAGCCAGAACCCAAGAUGGACGGGAAGCACAAAAUUCAAGAGGAAAAUGUUAAACUAAAAAAGUCCCUGGAAGAAAACCACAGGCUGCAGUCUCACCCUAUGGAUGAACAGGAUCAGCCACUGCUCCCUGCAAAGCCACAGGUGUGUCAGCUAUGCCACGAAGACGGCGGCCCAUCAAAGAAUGUGUGUAAGAACUGCACAGGAACCUUCUGCGAUGCCUGUUCAACAAAUGAACUGCCUCUUCCUUCAAGUAUCAAGCCUGAGCGAGUUUGCAAUCCCUGUCACAAGCAUUUGAUGAAGCAGUAUUCCACCAGCCCGUCCUAAGACUGGAGGCUGAGACCUGGACCCGCAUGUUCACGCAGGGCCAUUCUCCCCCUGUGUUAGACGUCAGCGUCCCCUAAUGCCCAGGCCUUAGAAUCAACUAGACAGUUGACAGGAAUGAUUUAAGUAAACUAGGUCCAGGGAGAAAGGCAGUUGGGGGUGCUAGAAAUUUUGCUCAUUUUCCCUAAUGACUGUAUGAAUAAAAGUUACUCAGCCGAGGCUUCUAAAUCUAAACAGCCCCACUUUGAAGGGUGUAUUUUAUAGCCUAUCUUUGGAAAGGCUAUUCAUUUUUAUGAGUAGAGUUAAUACUACUGGGGGGGGGGGAAGUAAUAGAGUCCAAGCAGGUAAGAAUAAAAAGGAAGAUGAUCGUCUCCCUGUUGCAUUUGCAGAGUCAACGGAGACAAAGAAAUGUUCAUUGAGAUCAAAAUGACAGAUGUUACAUAUUUUCCCAGGUGCUGUUAGACAACUUUGUUUCCUCUUCACCCCCACCAACUACCUCUUUAAGUAUCUCUACCAAACUGUGAACUCAAACUCAGGGAAAAGAAACUAAAGAAUAAUAUAAAUUCUGAAUGUAUUGAAAACAAUAUUGUAAUAUAUUAUAAUUUCAGGACCAGAAUAUCCUGGUCUUGGCCUACAAAGGUUUUCAUUAUUAGAAGAAUAUUUGUCAUUUUUCUAUUUAAUGACUUCAAAAGUAACUAUCUGCCCUUUUCAGAAUCUCCUACCACAAACCAGCUGGCUCCUCCCUCCUCGUAAAUUAUAAUGGAAAUUGUUUUAAAGAUAGGGUUUGACUUUUCCAAACAGCAAAUAUUGUUUAAAACAAAGUCAAGUCAGGGAUAGAGUAAAACAAGUUUAAUUUGUUGAUGGCUGAGAACAAUUAGCUCAGACUAUCAGAUUAUUUCUUGAAUAAAGGAUUCCUUAUUCUGAGCCCCAAAUCAGAGCUGGUAGACAGGCUUCUCGGAAAGGGCAGUGCAGUCACCCCCAUUACCCAUGGGGGUUCCACGAGUGCUCAAGUCCCUUACAUAAAGUGGCGCAGUAUUUGCGUCUGACCUACAUGCUUCAAAUCAUCUCUGGGUUGCUUACACUACUGAAUGCAAUGCCUACACAUCAUUUCAUCUGUGUGGCUUGAGCAUAGGCCUUGGUGCACUUGGUGUUUUAAAGUUUGCUCUUUUGGAGCUUUGUGGAAUUAUUUUUCCACCUAUGUUUAAUCAGCACUUGGUUUGAAUCUAUAGAUGGAUGUGGAGAGCUGACCGUGCUCAAACAUCUCAGUAACAAACUCUUUGGGGGAAGGAGGAAGUGUAUUCAGCAAGGGAAGGAAAGAAAUGGUAUAUACUAUUUUGAUUAUGUUGCAUGUGUCUCAAUUGUGUGAUUACAAUGAAGAUCCAAGAAGAUACGAUUCUUGUGACUAGUUUAGAAUUCUGGGGUGGAAACAUCUGGAACCAUGUUAUUUGAUAAAUUCUGUCUCCUAGAAAGGGCUACAGCCUGGGGAAGAGUUGUUAUUCCGGAAGUCUGGCCUGUUACUUAGUGAAGUUGAAGAAUACAAGGUAAAAAUAAAAUCUAAUAAUUCUAGCCUA
Microcebus murinus (gray mouse lemur) is the source of this 3674-nucleotide messenger RNA. The record is from RefSeq and is a predicted model, not a curated record. Lineage: Eukaryota; Metazoa; Chordata; Mammalia; Primates; Cheirogaleidae.